Tetranychus urticae (two-spotted spider mite) is the source of this 406-nucleotide messenger RNA. It is a transcript of the gene RpL30, whose product is annotated as ribosomal protein L30. Gene Ontology annotation, cellular component: cytosolic large ribosomal subunit. Gene Ontology annotation, molecular function: RNA binding; structural constituent of ribosome. Lineage: Eukaryota; Metazoa; Arthropoda; Arachnida; Trombidiformes; Tetranychidae. The record is from RefSeq and is a predicted model, not a curated record.
AUAACAUCAAACUUAUUCAAAAUGUCUGCCGCCGAUAAGAAGUCCAAAAAGGCUAUGGAGAGUAUCAACUCCAGGCUAGCCUUAGUAAUGAAAAGUGGAAAAUAUUCCAUGGGAUACAAGCAAACGUUGAAAACGUUACGAUCAGGCAAAGCCAAAUUAGUUAUAAUCGCAAAUAACACACCUUCUCUAAGGAAAAGUCUAAUCGAAUACUACGCUAUGUUGGCAAAAGCUGGAGUUCACCAUUAUUCUGGUAACAAUAUCGAGUUAGGAACAGCAUGUGGUAAAUACUUCAGAGUUUGUUCUCUUAGCAUUACUGACCCUGGUGAUUCUGAUAUUAUUAAGAAUGUGCCUGCUGAAGGUGGACAAUAAUUAUGAUUAAAGUUUUGCUGAUUAACAUUUAUUUAAA